AAACCCUCGUUUAAAUUGAUGUGUGAAUCACUUCAGUCAAAUUCUACUAUUCUGAAUUAACACAAACAAAUUUGGCAUAAAACAGUCGCAUUUAGGUACUCCAUUUACUCUUGAUUAGCUGCUCACAAAGCCAUGAAAACUGCUGAUUUGCUUAUAUAUAGAAAUAUUACAACUGACCCUAUUUGCUUGUUCUCUCUAAAUUCUGCGUAAAUCGGCCAAAUCGCUAUGGUCAACUAGCCCUGUGCCAGCUUGGUACAGACUUGCAGUUUCAUGCACCCCCAUAUGGACCGUACAACGGCCGGAGCCGCUGCUUCCACCGCCUCUUCAUCAAAACCCCCGCCGCCUUCUCCAAUUCCAGCGUCCGUAGCUGAUGGAACAAUGACCGCUGUUUCUCGCCAUUACUUUGGCGAGGAGUCUACAGAGGACUCCCACUGUUUUUAUAUCGACAUCAUCGAGAACAUGGAAGAAAAUUAUGGCAUGUUUGUUUGGCCCUGUAGUAUAAUUCUCGCUGAAUAUGUUUGGCAGCAGAGGUCGCGGUUUACAGGAAAGAAGUUGAUUGAGUUAGGCGCUGGAACAUCCCUGCCUGGUUUAGUUGCUGCUAAAGUCGGAGCUGAUGUAACAUUGACGGAUGAUUUGCGCAAACCAGAUGUGGUAGAGAACAUGCAGCGAAUAUGCAAUCUUAAUAAGCUUGACUGCAAGGUACUUGGCCUCACAUGGGGAGAGUGGGAUGCUGCUUUGUUUGAAUUGCACCCUCAUAUAAUUCUUGGAGCUGAUGUAUUUUAUGAUUCAACUGCUUUUGAUGAUCUCUUUGCAACGGUUACUUUCCUCCUGCAAAAUUCUCAAGGAACUGUAUUUAUCACUACAUAUCAUAACCGCAGCGGUCAUCAUCUGAUUGAGUUCUUGAUGGCGAAAUGGGGGUUGAAAUGCCUAAAACUCUUGGAUGGUUUCUCUUUCCUUCCAUCUUGUAAGGCUUCCUCACUUCAGGGAAACCUUCAGCUUGUGGAAAUUGCACUAGAUGACAAGAGCACCUUCUGACAGUGGGAGAUCUUUAAAUUCACAACGUUUGAGCAGAUUAAAAAAUAUAUUUUCCAAUUGAGUGAAGUGUCUGAAAUAAUCCCCUCACUAUUUAUAUGAUAACAUUUUAGUCCAGAACAUACAAGUUAGUGGAAACUUUUUUAAUUUGGGGUUGAAUUGGUCCCUAUUUCAGCCUUGAUUAAAAGAGUUCGAGGACUAAUCAAACACUUUUGUAAACUCUGGCACUAAAAUGGCUCCUUGCAAAAGAUUUGUGGAGUAUUUUGAUACUCAGUCUCUUUCGGGAUUGUAUACUGCGCUUUGUAUUUUCCAAAUUCUGUGCAAUAUUAGAACCUUAUCUGUGGAUUUAACAAUGCAGCUUACUGGAUAUGGAAGUUCCAGUGGAAGUCCAAAUACAUGGAAUGUGUAUCAUCAAAAUAGGGUAGUUUAACAGUUCAAUUCCGUUCAAUCUAAUUUACAGCAUUUGGUAUUGUUAACAUAUUUGAUGCUUGGGCUUUCGGUCUGUCACCGAACUUUAUGAAAAGCAAAUCUAAUAUUUGAAUUACUCUAGCUACUGUUCUGUAACAGGCUAUCAGGCUAAACUUUUGUUUGUUU
Molecule: messenger RNA, 1626 nt
Organism: Phalaenopsis equestris
Lineage: Eukaryota; Viridiplantae; Streptophyta; Magnoliopsida; Asparagales; Orchidaceae
Product: methyltransferase-like protein 23
Exons: 7
Coding region: 271-1035 (254 amino acids)
Cellular component (GO): cytoplasm; nucleus
Source: RefSeq, a predicted model, not a curated record